AGAACUGUGUCUUUUUUCUGACGCCUCAAACUGGGCCAUAGGGGCAGUAGCUUACUUAAGAGCUGUCACUGAAGAAGGCCAUUGUGAGGUUGGAUUUGUGCUCGGAAAAGCAAAGCUAUCGCCGCAACCAGAACCCACAAUCCCUCGUCUCGAGCUCUGUGGAGCUGUUCUGGCUGUUGAGAUGGCUGAGCUGAUCUUGGAUGAACUGGACCACAAGCCAGACGUUGUUAAAUUCUACUGCGACAGCAAGGUGGUCCUUGGAUACAUCAGUAACGACUCAAAGCGCUUCUUUGUGUACGUGCACAAUCGUGUGCAUCGUAUACGCCAGACAACAUCCCCUGAGCAGUGGAAUUAUGUCCCUUCGGAACAGAACCCAGCCGACUUAGCCACCAGAUCUGUGGCUGCAUCACAGCUCAUGGACACAAUGUGGUUCAAGGGACCUGCCUUCCUCUAUAAGCCUCCAAAGCCAGAAUCGCAUGAGCACUUUGGACUGAUAAACCCUGAAAUGGAUGUGGAAAUCAAAACACAAGUGACCGCUCUAGUUACCCACACUGAAGCUAAACGACCUACCUCUGAACGAUUUCUGCGUUUCUCCACAUGGAACUCCUUGCUGAGAGCUGUUUCCUUUUUGAUACAUCAGGCACGUUCUCACAAGUCAAUCUCCACCACAGACACAUUACAGCUCAUGUGUAAAGGAUGGCAUCAGUGUAGGAGGCCUCGCACUCCUGAAGAACUUGCAGUAGCCAAGAGGCUCAUAUUAGAGACUGUUCAAAGAGAUACAUAUCCAGACGAAUAUGUGGCUUUGCAGAGUAAGAGAGAAAUCUCUAAUUCAAGUCCAAUCCUUACCCUUGACCCCUACAUCAGUGAUGGCCUGCUAAGGGUCGGAGGGCGUCUCAGACAUGCUUCACUUGAAUCAGAGAUGAAAAACCCAGUCAUCCUCUCAAAGAAUAGCCAUGUUACCAAGCUACUUGUUCAAUACCAUCACACAGAAGUGAAACACCAGGGGCGGCAGUUCACAGAAGGAGCCAUCAGAGCGGCUGGACUGUGGAUCGUUGCAGGAAAAAGGCUGAUCAGUUCUAUCCUUCAUCACUGUGUGAUAUGCCGUAAGCUCAGAGGGAAACUUGCAGUGCAAAAGAUGGCAGACCUCCCUCCAGAGCGUCUUGACACCUCUCCACCCUUCUCUUAUGUGGGGCUGGACGUAUUUGGGCCGUGGACAGUGGUGACCCGACGCACGCGAGGAGGUGCAGCGCAAAGCAAAAGGUGGGCCAUUCUGUUCACAUGUAUGGGUACGAGGGGAGUACACAUCGAAGUUAUAGAGUCUAUGGAUGCCACUAGCUGCAUCAAUGCACUACGGAGAUUCUUUGCAGUCAGAGGCCCAGCAAAGCAGCUCAGGUCAGACAGAGGGACCAACUUCAUUGCUGCCAGUGCAGAACUGGGUAUGGGUCCUCCUGAUGGAAAGCAGACCAGCAUCCUGAACUAUCUCCACAGCAAUGGCUGCACAUGGGAGUUUAAUCCCCCACACGCAUCCCACAUGGGAGGGGUGUGGGAGAGGAUGAUUGGGGUGACACGCAGAAUAUUGGACUCUAUGCUUUUGCAGAACAAACAUGCUCACCUGACACAUGAGGUUCUGUGUACUCUGAUGGCAGAGAUAACAGCAAUAAUCAACGCAAGGCCGCUGGUCCCCAUCUCAUCAGACCCCUCCUCUCCAGUUCUGCUGUCCCCUGCCAUGCUGCUGACACAAAAGCCAGGCCUACAUGCUCCACCAGGUGACUUCACCUGGAAAGAUCUCCUGAAGGGCCAGUGGAGACAAGUGCAAGUGCUUGCAAAUGAAUUCUGGGGUCGUUGGAGAAACGAAUACCUGAGCACUCUCCAUCCAAGACGCAAGUGGCACAGGACACACCGUAACCUGCAACCUGGAGACGUUGUGCUGUUAAAGCAAAGUCAAGCACCAAGGAACGAGUGGCCGAUGGCUCUGGUCACGUCGACCUUCCCAAGUCGUGAUGGAAAAGUCCGCAAAAUUGAAGUGAAGACAUCAUCUCAGGGCACCUCCCGGACUUACCUGCGCCCCAUCUCUGACGUCGUCCUUCUUCUAGAAAGUGACUGAAAAUACAUGAACUGAAAAAAAAAAAAAAAAAAAAAGUUAUUUAGUGGCAUUAUGCCAGACGGGGAGUGUUCUGUCCUCAGAUAUGUAGUUUGACAUUUGUUUGAUUCAAGUCAUUGUAUGUACAAUAGUAAUUGUAUGUAUUAUCCAGGGUUAUAUUCAUGGAGACUUUUAUAGGGACUUUUAUUUUGCCACACAGGGCACGUAGGUAGGCCACGUUGUUUACGUCUGAGUUUAGUAGAAGUUAAAGCAUGGUCGCAUCUUCUCUGUUGAAUUUCGCACCCACGACAGCAUUGGCUUUUCACUCGUCAAUUCCAACAUCAAUAAAGGAGCAAGACGCUCAUUUUCCUGACUUGAAUUCGAGUUUGGCUUGCUGUUAAACUUUGUCAACGUACUGGAAGUACAACACAUUGGGA
Molecule: messenger RNA, 2517 nt
Organism: Sardina pilchardus (European sardine)
Lineage: Eukaryota; Metazoa; Chordata; Actinopteri; Clupeiformes; Clupeidae
Exons: 2
Coding region: 182-2104 (640 amino acids)
Biological process (GO): DNA integration
Molecular function (GO): nucleic acid binding
Source: RefSeq, a predicted model, not a curated record